UCUGGCCCUGAGCGCGCUGCGGGGUCCGGGUGGCAGCAGCGAGAUGGAGCCCGAGGAGGGAGAGAAUCGCACCCCACUGCUGAAGGAGCCCCAGCCUGACACGGGUGAGACGAGCGGCGGCUCCCCCUGUGUGGCGGCGUCGCGUUGCCAUGGAGUCCCUGCAUGCUGCUCAGCUCGCUACAAUCUCGCACUCCUGGCCUGUUUUGGGUUCUUCCUCCUGUAUGCAUUGCGUGUGAACCUCAGUGUCGCUCUGGUGGAUAUGGUAGAACCUGACACAAGCUUAGCAAAGAACACUACUUCCAAUGUGUGUCCAGAGCAUUCUUCCACCAUUAAUGUUCCUCGCAACACAACGGGAGAAAAGUAUUCUUGGGAUGCUGAUACUCAGGGAUGGAUCCUUGGUUCUUUUUUCUAUGGCUAUAUCAUUACUCAGAUUCCAGGAGGAUAUCUUGCAAGCAAAAUUGGAGGCAAACUGUUGCUGGGGUUUGGCAUCUUUGGUACCUCUGUAUUCACCUUGCUUACUCCCUUAGCUGCAAAUUUAGGAGUUGGCUACCUCAUUGCUGUCAGAGCCUUGGAAGGACUGGGAGAGGGUGUUACGUUCCCAGCUAUGCAUUCAAUGUGGUCUUCUUGGGCUCCUCCACUGGAACGCAGCAAGCUUCUAAGUAUUUCAUAUGCAGGUGCACAGCUGGGAACUGUUGUGUCUCUGCCACUGUCUGGUUUAAUUUGUUACUAUAUGAACUGGGUUUAUGUGUUCUACAUAUUUGGUGCACUUGGCGUAUUGUGGUGGUUCUUCUGGAUGUUUUUGGUUAGUGAUACACCAGAAACUCACAGGAGCAUUUCACAUGCUGAAAGAAAAUAUAUUCUGUCUUCUCUGAAAGAUCAGCUUUCUACACAGAAAUCUGUUCCCUGGAGACCUAUGCUAGUGUCCCUUCCUCUCUGGGCUAUUGUUGUGGCACACUUCUCAUACAACUGGACUUUCUAUACUCUUCUUACACUCUUGCCAACAUACAUGAAGGAAAUCCUACGAUUUGAUGCACAGGAGAAUGGAUUUUUGUCUGCCCUACCUUAUUUUGGCUGCUGGUUGUGUAUAAUUCUGUCUGGCCAAAUUGCUGAUUAUUUACGGGAAAAACAGAACUUCUCCACUGUUUGUGUUCGCAAAUGUUUUACCCUAAUAGGAAUGGUUGGACCUGCGGUGUUCUUAGUGGCAGCCGGGUUCACAGGCUGCAACUACGCCCUGGCUGUUGCAUUCGUGACCAUAUCAACAACACUAGGAGGGUUCUGUACAUCAGGCUACAGCAUCAACCAUCUGGACAUAGCACCUUCGUAUGCUGGAAUUCUCCUUGGGAUCACAAAUUCUUUUGCUACUAUCCCAGGAAUGGUGGGACCAGUUAUUGCCAAAAACCUCACUCAUAAUAAUACUGUGGGAGAAUGGCAGAUGGUUUUCUAUAUUGCUGCUUCUAUUAAUCUAUUUGGAGCAAUUUUCUUUGCAUUAUUUGCAAGUGGAGAAGUUCAGGACUGGGCAGUCAGUGGAUAUCACUUGCCUAGGAACUAAAGGAAAUGUUGAAAUACCAAAACUGUGCUGGGUCCUGUUGUGCUUAGAAAUAUGUGACCGGAAAAGUGCCUUCCCUGCUGAUGCCUAGGAGUCUCCAGAGCUGUUCAGUUAAACUACUUUAUCUCUGUAUCUUUUGUACUGAAAAUAACCUGAUAGAUUAUGUAUGCUAUUUCCUAACAAGAAACUACUUGGAUUAACUACAGAAAUUUCAUGCUAGGACUUGAUAUUAAAUAUAUGAUAAGAGACAUUUUAAAUCAGUGUGCUAGGCUGUAAUACUUCCCAGUUUUUAAUUAAUAUUUUCUGAAUUAAUGUGUAGGUAGUUAUUUGCUGAUAAGAGGAAAAAGUAAAAUGAUUAUUUAGCACUGUAAAGAAGAAUGACAUGCAAAGAACUGUACCCAAAAAUGUGUUUUGAAAUCUAUUAUGAAACUGAUAGUUUGUUGCUGUUUAAAAAAUAGUAGAUCUCUAGUUUCAUACAACCUUUUUAUAGUACUUUUAUUUUGUCACUGUUUUAAUGAUGGCUAAAAAAUGCAUGUGAUUUACUUCUAUUUUAUGCACAAGUUUUGAAUAUAUAAACAUUCCCUGUUUCAUGAAUACAGCUUCACAACUAAUACAGCAACAAAGAAGUAAAUGUGGCAUUGGAACUGAGAGAAUAAACCACAUAUUCUCUGUGGUGCAGGUUUUUCAAAUAGGCCUCAUUUUUACUACUCUCUGCAAAGAAGAAGCAGUGCAGCUCAGUGGUCUAAAUCUAGGCAGUGUACAAGAGUCAACUAGAAAUAGAAUAUCUGCAUGAUUACCUUAAAAUAACUUUCAGUUUGGCAAUUAACUUUUGUCCCUUUAAAUCAAUGCAGUGGAAUUCUUUCCUCUUGCAUAUAGAUGUGUUUGUCAUCUUGUCAGUGUAAAUGAAAAAAAAAUGAGGCCAGUGUAGCAAAUAAUGAGGAAAAUCAGUUCUCUAACACCCUUGUUUGUUAGAUAAAACUAGAGUAUAAAAGAUCUAGUGCAAUAACCUGGUGCUGUUACUCUCCUAUCAAGAUAGAAUUUGACACUCAAGCGCAUUCUUUGCGCAGCAUGCACUUAAAUGCCACAGAGUAGGAUUAAAAAUUAUAGAAACAGUGGCCUUGUUAAGAACAAAUGGCUGAAAUGUUAGAGCUACAAAGCAAAGGAAAAUUCCUGUGCCAAAGAUUCCUGGAUUGGAGCAAUUAAGUAAAAAGGAAAAAUCACUGGGUUUUUCAUUUACCACCAAUCCAAAAGAAAAGCCCAGUACUAAAGCUGCUCCAGUGGAGCCUACCUUCCUUCAUUUCUAGGAAAUGGCAUCUGCCUCUCCUUUUUAGCUGUAAGAGCCAUUUAGUUUUGGCCUUCCUUGAAGUGUCAUGUUCUCUGAUAGUGGAUUUAAACUGUGUUUAAAUUUCUGUUUGUGUCUGCAGCAUUUCCACAAUAAACAAUGUGUUGUUCAGAUUAAAUCAGUACUUAUUCAGUGGGAGUAUGUUAAAACUAUAUUGUGUCUUCAGUGUU
Messenger RNA from Cinclus cinclus, 3058 nucleotides. It is a transcript of the gene SLC17A5, whose product is annotated as solute carrier family 17 member 5. The transcript has 11 exons. Gene Ontology annotation, molecular function: transmembrane transporter activity. The record is from RefSeq and is a predicted model, not a curated record. Bases 44 to 1549 code for a protein of 501 amino acids. Gene Ontology annotation, biological process: monoatomic anion transport; transmembrane transport. NCBI's taxonomy places the organism in Eukaryota, Metazoa, Chordata, Aves, Passeriformes, Cinclidae.